CUGCAUCUCAAAGUUGAUUUUCGUCUCAAACUUGUCUGUUUCUUUUGCAAGUAUCAGUCCAUUGUCUCAGAUUUAAUGGUUCAUGCAUUUUCAUACCAAUUGCGUCCCGUCUCCUUCCUUUCUUCAUCGAUCUUCUACUGAAAUACAUUCUAUGCCUGAUUACCGUUUUACACUAAUUAUGUGGAUAUAAGUAAUCCAAAUCCCACAACUACUAUGAAUUUGCUAUUCAUCUUGUUGUGCUAAUGAGAUAUAGCAACUUAGACUGUUACAUAUAUAUGCCUAGUCCUACGUUGUAAUUGACUGACUAAACCGUAGUCCUAAACAUUAACCAAUACAAAAAUGAAUGAUCAUCAGAUAUCUUAUUUGCUUUGUCUAUUAAUCACUAUAUUAUCAAUAAAAUCACAUAUGGUCCCCAUUUACAUUUUUAUCAUUUUAGAUGUUUGUUUUAGGUACUUCAAAUUUAUCCCAUUGGCCUAAUAGUCUUAUAAAUUUAUCUAUUCAAUGUCGUCAAUUCACAAGAUUAUUAUUUCAAUAUAUGAUAUUCAAAUCAAAUAAACAAUUUCCUUGUUGUUAUUUCAAUUCUAAUAGUAUAUGUACAGAUUUAAUAAAAUGUAUACAAAUGAAUAAUAUAGAAAAGAAUUAUCUAUUAAAAUUAUCAAAAAAGAAAUCAUAUGAACUUAAACAAAUAUCGAUACUUAUUCAAACAAUCUUAUUAUCAGUUGUGAAUAGUACUACUACGACGACGACUACCACGACGACGACGACGACUACUGCGACGACGACGACGACGACGACUACUACUACUACGACGACGACAACAACGACGACUACCACUAAUAGUAAUAAUAAUAAAAAUAAUGAAGUUGUUAAUUCUUCACAAGAUAUAUUCCACUUUAAUGAAUUUCUACUGAAUAAUGAACAUAUUAGUGAUCAUUUUCAAAAUAUUCCUUUAAUCAGUAAUGAAUUGAUAGAAAAUAGUAUUAUGAAAGAUCGAAAUUCAAGCAUCCCACUUAAGAUUGUUGAUAUUGGUUCUGGAUUAGGCUAUUUAUCUAAUUAUAUUGGUUAUCAUCUAAUACUUAAAUAUGGGGAUUUAUUUACAGAACCUCAAAUUAUUGCAGUUGAAUGUGAUGAGGGUUUACAUCUCAAAGCUUUGACAAAUUUAAGUCAGUAUAAUUCAAUAUUUCAAGUGAAAUCUUUAACUUCAGUUGUGAAACGAUUACUAUUUCGUGUUGAAUCGACAAAUUUAGAUUUGUUACAAACAAGACUUUAUCAAUUGACUUCUGGUUAUAAUUACUUAUUACUUGGUUUACAUUGUUGUGGAGAUUUAAGUCAAUCUAUGAUUGAAUUAUUUCAUCAAGAUUGUUCAGCAAAAAUUCUACUAUUAGUCGGAUGUUGUUAUCAUAAAAUGACAGUGGAAAAGUUUCCUACGAGUGAUUACUUACGUAAAGCGAUGUUAAAUUGUGAUAUGAACUUUAUUGAAAAAUGUAUUACACCAGCUACACUACGUUUAGCCUGUCAACAUUCACCUUUAACAUGGUUAAAUUGGACAGAAUUAGAUGCUAAUAAGCAUCGUAUACGUGUAUUGGCUCGUAUAAUUUUAGAUUUGAUAUUGAUCAAGUAUAAAAACUUGUCUAUGGUAUUUGAACGAUAUAAACGACUUGAUCCAGUGACACAAUGUGAUGCAAUAAAGAAAUUAUUAGCUACUAAUUAUCAUGAAAAUGAUGCGAAUGAUAAUCCUCGAUCACUUCACUUCAAUGAUGUGUAUCCACAUAUUAUCAACUUUUGGCAAAAGUACUUAGCAGAUAUUCUAUGUUUCAAUCAGUCGACUAAUAGUGACUUAUGUUUCACGGAAUAUCGUGACUAUUUUGAAGAGAUAUGGAAUCUGAUACCAGGUCUAUUAGCUUUACAGCAAUUAUUUCAACCAUUACUUGAGACAAUUGUACUGUUUGAUCGUUUAUGGUAUCUUAGAGAAUAUGGCAACGUAAAUGGAAAAUAUGAUCAAGUUGAUCCUUAUCAAUAUUCUGGUUAUAUACGUAUUUUUGACCCAGUUUUAUCACCACGUUGUAUGGCAUUGUUAGUGUGUAAAAAAUAGGAGAAUGUAUAGGGAUUUAUGAUGUCCUGUAAGAUGACUUAUUUUAUAUUUACAUUUUAUAAAGUAUAUUAUUUAUAAUUUAUGA
Schistosoma intercalatum is the source of this 2177-nucleotide messenger RNA. NCBI's taxonomy places the organism in Eukaryota, Metazoa, Platyhelminthes, Trematoda, Strigeidida, Schistosomatidae. The record is from the annotation of a GenBank genome assembly.